Molecule: messenger RNA, 1182 nt
Organism: Thunnus maccoyii (southern bluefin tuna)
Lineage: Eukaryota; Metazoa; Chordata; Actinopteri; Scombriformes; Scombridae
Product: phytanoyl-CoA hydroxylase-interacting protein-like
Exons: 6
Coding region: 1-1056 (351 amino acids)
Cellular component (GO): cytoplasm
Molecular function (GO): protein binding
Source: RefSeq, a predicted model, not a curated record
AUGUACAGGUGCACAGAGUCUGCAGACAGCGGCAUCGGGGAUCUGGACGACCUGCCGGUUCCCCAGCAGAUCCACAUCAGUAACAUCACCUGUGAUUCAUUCAAGAUCAGCUGGGACAUGGACAGCAGAGGCAGAGAGAGGAUCACACACUACUUCAUCGACCUAAACAAGAAGGAGAACAAGGAAUGCAACAAGUUCAAACACAAGGAUGUGCCGACUAAGCUUGUGGCGAAGGCGGUUCCCCUGCCGAUGAUGGUGAGAGGCCAUUGGUUCCUGAGCCCUCGGACAGAGUACACUGUGUCCGUCCAAACAGCCUCCAAACAACCAGACGGAGAAUAUUCUGUUUCUCAGUGGAGCGAAAUCAUCGAGUUCUGCACAGCAGAUUACUCCACAGUCCAUCUGAACCAGCUGCUGCAGAAAGCUGAGGUGAUCGCCAGCAGGAUGCUGCCGUUCACCGUCUUCUACCGGAACCAAGAGAAGGAGUAUUUCCAGCAAGCCAGCCCCUCUUAUCGUUCCAGAGACGCUCAGUGCUGCCGUAUGCUGCCAGCGGUUAAAGACAACAGCGGCAGCCACGGGUCACCCAUCAGCGGCAAACUGGAGGGGAUCUUUUUCAGCUGCAACACAGAGUUCAACACAGGAAAACCCCCCCAGGACUCCCCAUAUGGACCCUACCGCUUCCAGAUCCAAGCAGACAUCCUCUUCAACCGGAAUACCAACAUCUACUUUGGGGAUUUUUACUGCAUGUACACGUCCUAUCACUACGUUAUUGUAGUCCUGGCUCCUGACGGCUCCAAAGGAGACGCCUUCUGUAAAGGAAGGUUACCGGCCCUGGACAGAUCCAACAACUGCUUCCUAACCUGCACUGAGGAAGAUGGCGGCUUGCUGUCUUUCCAUCACGCCCAGGAUGUCAUACUGGAGGUGAUCUACACGGAGCCAGUGGAUCUGUCUUCAGGAACGGUAGCACAGAUCAGCGGGCACCAGCUCAUGAGCCUGUCCACCGUCAAUGCCAAGAAAGAUCCCAGCUGCAAGAUCUGCAACAUUAGCGUGGGACGUUAGCCAGAUUUCUGACUGAUAACCAGCUAACCUGCUAAUCACUGACUGGAAGGUAGCUAACAAGCUACUAACUUAGUUUCCACUCUUUGUGGAACGACUGGCUAGCUAGAUGCUAGCAAUGACUGACUA